AUGCUGCUGUACACGAGACUUGCCCCGCCAAAACCACCCAAGCAGCGAUCGAGAGCUGGUGAGAGGGCUGCUCCGAUUCUCCAAUUCCUGAAACCAGCUGGCCUGAUCUCCGCUGACCCAUUGCCUCGUUGGUUUCAAUACAGGCUGCCUAUCUUGAAGAAGAAAUGUGACGAGGAACGGCCGCAAUGCAAUCGCUGUGCUGAGCGUAGCCUUGAUUGCAUCUACGAGCCCGUGAAACCACGGCAGAGGCGGAAGCGGAACUCGACGGCACCCAACCCCAGGUCAGCCAUCAGUCAGCUGCCCAUUUCCAUCUCUUACCCGCCGGGACGCAAGCUGUCCGAGGAUAGCAAUGACAGCCAAGACGCCAGCCACGGAAGAUGGGGUUGCGAGCGCCACCCUCACCAUGGGCCCGUGGACGAGUUCGAGAUGGGCGACUUGACCGCCCUUAGCCCUCUCGAGACGUCAUUUGACACCUCUCCCCUAAUUCCUGCCUUCCUCGGGGGCCCGCCUCCGACCGCGCUAUUGCGAAUUGCGUCUCCACGCCACAGCUUUCCGUAUGAUCUAGAAGGCGAGGAUGAAACCGCGGAAACGACGUGGGGGGCGAGCGAAUCCCGUCGUCGUGGUCGUCGUGGUCGUCGAGGAUCUUCGUCCAUUCCCACGGCAGCGGUCGUCGCCCCUUCGUCUCACUCUGCAUCGCGAAAUCCCCACUUGGCUAUGAUAGCCCCCUUCGCGCUUGGUUCACCGCUGCUAGAGUUCUGUGCGCCCGCCUUCUCCGAGUUCUCAGACUCACCCCAGCGGCGGGCAUUAGUCGCCCACUUCUGCAAUGUGUUAUCGCACCUGAUCGUGUUCCGGGAGGAGUCCGGGAACGCCUUUCAGCAGCUAGUGCUGCCGUUGACCCAGAGCAGCUCCCCUGUCAUGAAUGCCAUCUACGCUCUUGCGAGUGCUCAUCUCGAGUAUCGGUGCGCCGAGAACGGCGAGAAGUCGCUCUACUUCCACAACAAGGCAAUUCAGGGGCUGGCCAAGAUCAUUGAGCAAGAUAGUAGGACAAACAGAAACGAGUUAUUGGCCACAAUCAUGCUCCUCGUAUAUUACGAAGUUCUGGUUCAGAGGGGACAGUCCAAUAUCGUAGACGGCCAUCUCAAAGGCGCACUUACCAUCAUGUGCACAAAUCAGCAGCCGUCAGACGACCCCACAGGCAUAUUCUUAGAACGAGCAUUCCGCUUCUACGACGUGAUAGCAGCCCUCUCCAACGGCACGGCGCCACUGUCAGCUGCUCCAGCGGCGGGCUGCCUCCAGCCGUUCCCUCCUCUAGGGGCCCUGGCCGCGUCGCCCCUGAGCAACGUCGACACGUUGCUGGGCAUGGCAACCACACUGUGGCCCGUCAUUCAUAGGCUAGCGACCCUUCUGUCACUGAAGGCGGAGCUGGAGAGCACUAUGCAGGCCGAGCCCACCUCGACUAAGGUUGCCGUUCUGCGCACCGAAUUCGAGACCACCGCCGAGGCCAUCGAAACAAUCCUCAGCCAGUGGCAGCCAACCCUACCACCGGACUUCUUCGCUGAAGAAUUCCCAUCCGAGGACCUAGACGCCAUCACUCCCACUUCUUACCCUGGCGGCACCACCCCGGACUCCUCACCCCCCUCGCCCUCACCCUCCUCCUCCUCCCCCACCUCACCACCACCCCCCUGCUGCCCCUUCGCCACCCCCUCGCCCCGCCAACCCCCUCCCCCCCCCCGUUGCGACCGCGACGGCCUGCACUCCAUCGUGCACAGCGCGCUGGCCUACAAGCACGGCGCGCUGGUGUACCUGUACCGGACGGUGCGCGGGCUCGACCGGGCGCACGCGGCGGUGCAGCGGCACGCGCGCGCGGGGCUGGCGCACUGUGAGGCGACGGUGCGGGCCGGCGGGCCCAUGGGCGCGCUGCUGUGGCCGCUGUUCGUGGCGGCGUGCGAGGCCGUGUCGGCCGCGGACCGCGGGGCCGCGGGGCGGGCGUUUGAAGGCAUCGAGAGGAGGCAGGGGAUGCGGAAUAUCGGGAGGGCGUGGGGGAUUGUCAGGGAGGUGUGGAGGAGGGCGGAUGAGGAGGAGGAGGAGUGGGAACGGGGAGGUCUUGGCGACCAUGAGGACGACAGGGAUACUCUGGGGUACUAUGUGGAUGGUGAGAUUGCAGGAGGGGCGAGGCGGGAAGGAGCAACUUGUCCGGCGACGGGCGACAGCAGACGACCAACCAGUGCCCGUCUCGGACGUGGGCACGGGCACAAGGCAGGAAGGAGUGCGGAUUUGUGGAGGCGGGUCAGCAAGGAUAUGGGCGUUAAUAUUGUCUUUGGCUGAGGUGAGCCGGUCUCGUCUGGGGGCUUGAGCUUCGAUUGUGGGGGGGGAAUAUAUCGAAUCCCUUUAAGGCCACGACGGGGCUGUAAUGGUGGCCUAGGGAGUUUUGCACCCCUGUAUCGUAUGUACAUGAGGCGCACACGGAUAGCCACGGACAUACGGGGAGCAAUU
Phialemonium atrogriseum is the source of this 2493-nucleotide messenger RNA. RefSeq names its product fungal-specific transcription factor domain-containing protein. The transcript has 4 exons. The record is from RefSeq and is a predicted model, not a curated record. Gene Ontology annotation, biological process: positive regulation of transcription by RNA polymerase II. Bases 1 to 2325 code for a protein of 774 amino acids. NCBI's taxonomy places the organism in Eukaryota, Fungi, Ascomycota, Sordariomycetes, Cephalothecales, Cephalothecaceae. Gene Ontology annotation, cellular component: nucleus. Gene Ontology annotation, molecular function: zinc ion binding; transcription cis-regulatory region binding; DNA-binding transcription factor activity, RNA polymerase II-specific.